Messenger RNA from Aspergillus nidulans FGSC A4, 1134 nucleotides. Its product is annotated as putative polyhydroxybutyrate depolymerase. The transcript has 4 exons. The coding region runs from base 1 to 1134 and encodes 377 amino acids. NCBI's taxonomy places the organism in Eukaryota, Fungi, Ascomycota, Eurotiomycetes, Eurotiales, Aspergillaceae. The record is from RefSeq and is a predicted model, not a curated record.
AUGGCUCUCUCAACCUACACGUUGCGGUCACCGCUGCUAAGCAUUUUGGUGUUCCUCAGCCUCAAACUCACGUCAGCAGCUUCGCUGGGAACAUACAAUGUCGACCCCGACUCGGUCUCCAUCUCCGGCUUUUCUAGCGGCGGCUUUAUGACUGCUCAGCUUGGAAUCGCCUACUCUGAUGUAUUCAAAGUCGGCUUCGGUGUCUUUGCCGGCGGACCCUUUGACUGUGCAAGGAAUCAGCCGAAGAUCACAUGCAUGAACAACAACACCCCUUCCAUCGAGAUUCCAAUGGAGAACAUCCGCCUCUGGGAUGGGAAGCAAAUUGACAAAAUCACCAAUCUAAAGUCGCGCAAGGUCUACCUGCAGGUUGGGGAGCGCGAUGAGAUCAUCGGCCCGAACGUCCUCUCCCAGCUAAGGAAUCAACUGUCGAGCUUCCUUACUGAGGAAUAUACCAUGUAUGUUGUUUCGCGCGGUGCUGCACACACGUUCCCUGCUGCUUUCGAUAGCCUUGGGAAUAAUGAAUGCGACGUCUCGAAACCUCCGUUUAUCAGCGAUUGCGGAUAUGACGGCGCCGGUGAGGUGUUGGGAUGGCUGUAUGGACGCGACUCUCUGAAGCCAAGAAAUUCUGGGCAGCUAAAAGGAACCCUCGUCGAAUAUGAGCAGACGGGGAAGUUCGGUGCCGGUGCGCGGGGCAUCGCUAUGGGCGAGAGAGGGUAUCUCUAUGUCCCCGACAGCUGCAGAGAUGGGUCGGGUUCGACGACGUGCAAACUCCAUGUUGCUCUUCACGGAUGCUGUCAGAGUUAUGACCUUAUCGGGAAGCACUUCGUGGAGAACACGGGCUAUAAUCAGUGGGCCGAUACGAACGACAUCAUCGUCCUCUACCCGCAGACGGCCGUCGAUAAAUCGUCGCACACCAUCUGGGGCGGCGAUUUGGAAGCGAAUACCCUUUCCUGCUGGGACUGGAUCGGGAUGUAUGGAGACGAUGCCGAUCAGAAGGGUGGGGUGCAGAUGGAGGCCAUUGUGAACCAGGUCAAGCGUAUUGUCAGUGGGUUUGCAGAUGACCGCGCUGAUGCCGGCGCAGAAGCCGAGACAAUAUCCGCACCGAGUUCUGGUUAUCCUGAUCGGGAGCUGUAG